This is a messenger RNA of Lodderomyces pseudojiufengensis, 1209 nucleotides long. RefSeq names its product high-affinity iron permease (gene FTR1). The record is from RefSeq and is a predicted model, not a curated record. The transcript has a single exon. Gene Ontology annotation, cellular component: high-affinity iron permease complex; plasma membrane. Gene Ontology annotation, biological process: iron ion transmembrane transport. The coding region runs from base 1 to 1209 and encodes 402 amino acids. Gene Ontology annotation, molecular function: ferrous iron transmembrane transporter activity. Lineage: Eukaryota; Fungi; Ascomycota; Pichiomycetes; Serinales; Debaryomycetaceae.
AUGGUUAAUGUUUUUAAUGUUCAAAUUUUUUUCAUUGUAUUUAGAGAAUCAUUAGAAGCAGUUAUAGUUGUAUCAGUUUUAUUAGCAUUUUUAAAACAAGGUUUAGGUAGUUCAACUCAAGAUCCUGUUGUUUAUAAGAAGCUAAGAAAACAAAUUUGGCUAGGGGCGAUUUUAGGUGUUAUAAUAUGUUUAAUUUUAGGUUGUGCAUUUAUUGGUGCUUGGUAUGGAUUAGGUAAUGAUAUUUGGUCAAAAUCUGAAGAUUUAUGGGAAGGUAUAUUUUGUAUAAUUGCUACUGUUUUAAUUAGUUUAAUGGGUAUACCAAUGUUAAGAAUUAAUAAAAUGAAAGAAAAAUGGAGAGUUAAAUUAGCUCAAGCUAUUGUUAAACCAGUUGGUAAACAAAUUGAAAAUGGUACUGGUAAGAAAACUACUCAUUGGAAAUUUAAUUUAGCUCAAUGGACCAAAAAAUAUGCUUUAUUCAUUUUACCAUUUAUUACUUGUUUAAGAGAAGGUUUAGAAGCAGUUGUUUUUGUUGGAGGUGUUGGUAUAAAUCAACCUGCAACAAGUUUCCCAAUUCCUGUUAUAGUUGGAUUAAUUGCAGGUAUUGCUGUUGGAACAUUAUUAUAUUAUUUUGGUUCAAAUUUAUCAAUGCAAAUAUUUUUAAUUAUUUCAACUUGUAUAUUAUAUUUAAUUGCUGCAGGAUUAUUUUCAAGAGGUAUAUGGUAUUUUGAAACUUAUACUUAUAAUCAAAAAACUGGUGGAGAUGCUUCUGAAAAUGGAAGUGGACCAGGUACUUAUGAUAUAGCAAAAUCAGUAUGGCAUGUAAAUUGUUGUAAUCCAGAAACUGAUAAUGGUUGGGAUAUUUUUAAUGCCCUUUUGGGAUGGCAAAAUUCAGCUACUUAUGGAUCAGUUAUAAGUUAUAAUAUUUAUUGGUUAUUUAUUAUUGCUGUAUUAAUGUUAAUGCUUUAUGAAGAAAAAACAGGACAUUUACCAUUUACAAAAAAUUUAACAUUAAUAAAAUUAAAUCCAAUGUAUUAUUUAAAAAAUAAAAAGAAACAUGAAUUAUCACAACAAGAAAAAACAGAAUUAUUUGAAAAAGUUAAAUUACAUAAUUUUAAUAAUCCAAAUGGUGGAGUCAAUGAAAUUAAUGAAAAUGAUCAAGAUGAUGUAUCAACUGAAAAAUUAUUAGAAUUAGAUAAUAAAAAAAAUUAA